AUGUCUAAUUUUGGCAUCUACUUGUUACAAAAAAGUCUAAAGACCGCUGCCUCUGAUAUCGAAUAUUGCAAUUCUUCAGUAAGUCUGAACAAACAAAACGAGUUAACAGAAGCGAGUAUUGCCGCGGUCACCAGCUUAAAAGAGUUAGACACCGAAGCACAUCGAUUGGAAGUGGUCGUCAAUGCGAUGAUCGAAAAGUACAAAAGUAUGGAUGAUUUCGAAAUUCCCAUUACCAAGGAAGAUUACGAAAAGCUGUUCAAAAAAAUCGAAAAGACCAAAAUGAAUGAAACCGGUGACACUGCACACUUCCAGAACAUUCUAGAUUCUCUCAAACGCGGUUUAGAAGGAGACGAAGAGGAACCAGAGGAUGAGGACGCUGAUCAGAGUCAAGACGGAAUGCAAGUGAUGCAAAUUCAACACAGCAGAAAAGAUCCAAUUUCCAAGAAAGAUAUCGUCAAUCCAGUCAUCUAUAAGCCAUGUGGCCAUGUAUACGAUCGAGAUUCAAUCAAAGAAUUUGCUGGUAAAAAGCGCCAAAUCAAAUGUGCAAUGCAAGGAUGCUCUCAAACAAUCACCAUCUCUCGUCUCGAGGACUAUCCCGACUACUGGAACAAUAUAAAACAACAGCUGUGA
Molecule: messenger RNA, 630 nt
Organism: Caenorhabditis briggsae
Lineage: Eukaryota; Metazoa; Nematoda; Chromadorea; Rhabditida; Rhabditidae
Exons: 3
Coding region: 1-630 (209 amino acids)
Biological process (GO): protein sumoylation; double-strand break repair via homologous recombination
Cellular component (GO): Smc5-Smc6 complex; nucleus
Molecular function (GO): zinc ion binding; SUMO ligase activity
Source: RefSeq, a predicted model, not a curated record